Zygosaccharomyces rouxii is the source of this 915-nucleotide messenger RNA. It is a transcript of the gene SHE1, whose product is annotated as She1p. The transcript has a single exon. Bases 1 to 915 code for a protein of 304 amino acids. Lineage: Eukaryota; Fungi; Ascomycota; Saccharomycetes; Saccharomycetales; Saccharomycetaceae. Gene Ontology annotation, cellular component: microtubule cytoskeleton. Gene Ontology annotation, molecular function: microtubule binding. The record is from RefSeq and is a predicted model, not a curated record.
AUGCAAAAGGAUAUUGAUGCGAUAGGGAGAGUUGGUGUAACUAAGCGCAUUGGAUCAUCAGUUCUUGAUGAGCUAGAUGAAAGGGCUGGUGAAAAAAUAAGCGAAUUAAAACCAAGCGACUUUGAUAGUAGUAAUGCAACUGAUGAUAAGCAUAACGAAUUGUCAAAACAUUUCCAGAAUGUUCACGAAUCUCAAUUCAAUAAAAUGGAAUCGCUAGAGUCUCAUUACAUCAACAAUGCAUUACCACAAACACCGAAGAGACAUGUUGAAAACAAUGAUAGUGAAUUCAGUAAUCCUAAAAAACCAAGGAUUCCAAUCCCUUCAUCGCCGCCAGUUCAUGAUAUUACAAGGAGAAUACGAAGGUUAAGAUUAAGAAGUUCAUUAACAGGUGGAAAUUCAAAUCAAUCAAGAACCCCAUCGCAGACUGCGUUGAAAAAUACGCCAUUGACAAGGCAGAGACCAAUGGAUCCGCCAAGAUUUUUAAGACCAACUAUUAAUUCGUUGAACAAGAAGAAUGUCGAUACCCAACCAAUUAUAAGGAAUAAGGAGCCGCGUGAGGAAGUUCGAGGAACAAGUAGACCAGUCCUGAAAAGUCAAUUCAAUCAACCACAACCAAUACAACAGAGAGAAAAGAAACAGAUACCAAGAUCGCAGUCAGUCUUCGAAAGACUGUACUCACAGACGACAAUUGCAAGAUCAUGUUCGAUGGGUAACGUUUCAGUAAAAGCACAAUCGCAUGGCAUACCGAGUCGGACACGUGAGCAUGAGAGUAACACUGGUACUAAUAACAACAGUAGCAGCACCGGUAGGAAUCCUAACACAAGGGUUAAUUCAAAUUCAAAUAGGACUAGAAUGACAAGAAGCCAAACGAGUGAAUCGUUAUCGAGCCAAUUGGAGCGGCCAGCAUGGAAGUGA